UUGUUCGACGUGAUUUUUGAGGAAUUUCAAAGCGCUUUGUGUCUUGUGUUUGGUAACCAAAUGGUCAGCGAUGAGGCAAGGGGGCCUCGUGCUUUUUGCUGCUUUGUUCGUGCGAAGGGUUACCUGCUUUGAGCUGGGAACUCCCACAGUGCUGCCGUGUUCGCGCUGCCAGGCAGACACAUAUUUGCUUACUUGUUGUGCCCAGUACUGCGAUGAACUGAAACUUGAAGCAAACCAGCUCUUAUUAGUUCGCUUUCAAGGAUCGGGCCUGAGUUUUUGCGAUGGAUGGAUCAACGUCUAUCUCGGACAGCACCGUGAGGAGUUCGUUGGCCAAGUCCACGUGCUUGACGGAGAAAUGAUAGAGAUACAGUCAAGGGCGUUGUUGGACGCAACAUCGAUACAAACAUGGACACCUUUCUUCAAAGUUCCCGCUUCAGAGGACGUUAAUGAGUGGUCGCUGAGAAGCGAAACCAUCCUACUGAUCAGCCUUGGCAUAGUCUCCAUCAUGCUGGUGGGGAUAUCGUAUGUAUUCUGGAAAACAAUCAAAAAUACUGGUGAAAAGGACUCUCGAAAGAGCCGCGAGUCAUUUCCACAUGAGAUACACGUCCGAAAACAAGCCGGCGUCUGGAGCUUUCUGAGACAUCAAGCACGACAUUCUUUGAACGACAAGGAUUUAUUGUCUUUCAUCACUCUGCAUCGGGCAAGGGCCGUAGUCGUCGCCACGCCGUAGAGCGUUGAUGACAUCGCUUAAAAUUCACCACUCCAUUAGGGCUUCGCAAUCACUAAAAAGCCCAUUUGAUGACCGAAUUUGGCGAUGAGAGGGGCAUGGGCUUGUUCAGCAGAUUGUAGCGACCGUGAAGUGAUGUCACGCCGCAGUCAUUGCUGGCAGUAUUGAUCUGUUGAAUGAACUACUACUGAACACGUUACCAUUCCUGGCGCACACCACAUACAAGAAGUCCGAUAAUGCGCCACGUUCGAAAGAAAAUGGCGACAGUUCGUGAAAUCGUUCGUAUGGAGUGUAAUGGUUGAGUCGUUCAGUGUCAAAGGACAUUUGUGAUCUGCAGCGCUGGCGUGACUUGCCUCCAUGUGGUACACUCUCAGUAUCACGCACUGAACAGCUUUAUGUACUUUAUUGGUUGCUCUCUCUGUGCCUGGUAAACAGACAAGCAAUCACGGGGGAUAGUUGGCUACAACGGAAGUCAGCUGCACCUAUUCGUAACUUCUAUGGUGUUCGAACAAGAUGUUUCGAUGUCAUGCGUGGUCACAUUGGACACUUACGACAGGAGCACCACGCACCUCCACACCGGGACGUAACAUCUACAUGUUAAAAUUGAUGCUUUGCCACUAAGUCGCUGACAGUA
Toxoplasma gondii ME49 is the source of this 1361-nucleotide messenger RNA. RefSeq lists its product as hypothetical. The record is from RefSeq and is a predicted model, not a curated record. Bases 71 to 730 code for a protein of 219 amino acids. The transcript has 5 exons. Lineage: Eukaryota; Apicomplexa; Conoidasida; Eucoccidiorida; Sarcocystidae.